This is a messenger RNA of Vidua macroura (Pin-tailed whydah), 1725 nucleotides long. It is a transcript of the gene PURG, whose product is annotated as purine rich element binding protein G. Gene Ontology annotation, cellular component: nucleus. Gene Ontology annotation, molecular function: DNA-binding transcription factor activity, RNA polymerase II-specific; RNA polymerase II transcription regulatory region sequence-specific DNA binding; purine-rich negative regulatory element binding. Gene Ontology annotation, biological process: regulation of transcription by RNA polymerase II. The transcript has a single exon. The record is from RefSeq and is a predicted model, not a curated record. Lineage: Eukaryota; Metazoa; Chordata; Aves; Passeriformes; Viduidae. The coding region runs from base 1 to 1011 and encodes 336 amino acids.
AUGGAAAGAGGGAGAGGAGGAGGAGGAGGAAGGAACCUGGGAGGCUCUGGCCUGCAUAGGAACAUUUAUUCCCAGUCCCAGCAGCAGUACCACUACCCGGCCUCCUCCCAGGGGAGCUGCAUGGAGAUCCAGGAGCUGGCCUCCAAGAGGGUGGACAUCCAGAAGAAGCGGUUUUAUCUGGAUGUGAAACAGAGCUCCCGCGGCCGCUUCCUGAAGAUCGCCGAGGUCUGGAUAGGAAGGGGCAGGCAGGACAACAUCAGGAAGAGCAAGCUGACCCUCUCCUUGUCCGUGGCUGCCGAGCUGAAGGACUGCCUGGGGGACUUCAUCGAGCACUACGCCCACCUGGGCCUGAAGGGCGGCCAUGGCCACCGGCACGAGCACAGCAACGACAAGGAGCAGCAUCCCCGGAGGCGGCCGCAGCACCCGCCGCCCUCGCCCCCGGCGUCCGUGGGCUCCGAGGAGCCCCCUCACAGCGUCCUCAAAACGGAGUACAUCGAGAGGGACAACAGGAAGUACUACCUGGACCUGAAGGAGAACCAGCGCGGGCGCUUCCUGCGGAUUAGGCAGACCAUGAGCAGGGGACCCGGCAUGAUGGGUUACUUCGGCCACAGCUUGGGACAGGAGCAGACGAUCGUCCUCCCGGCGCAAGGGAUGAUCGAGUUCAGGGAUGCUUUGGUGCAGCUGAUUGAAGAAUACGGCGAGGGGGACAUAGAGGAUCGCCGGGGGGGAGGUGACGAGCCCCCGGAGCUCCCCGAGGGCACCUCCUUCCGAGUGGACAACAAGCGCUUCUACUUCGACGUGGGAUCCAACAGGUACGGCAUCUUCCUGAAGGUAAGUGAGGUGAGGCCGCCCUACCGUAACACCAUCACAGUUCCCUACAAAGCGUGGACACGGUUCGGGGAAAAUUUUAUCAAGUACGAAGAAGAGAUGAGGAGAAUUUACAACAGCCAUAAAGAGAAAAGAAUGGAUGCCAGAGGGGACAGUGGUGAAGAGCAAGAGGGUCUGGACUAGAGUGCAUUGGACAAUUAACCAAACAAAGCAAGCAGAAAUUGGUGAGAGGGACUGACCUAUAGUAAUUCCAAGUUGCCCCAGUUUUUUGUAUAGUCCUUUUCUGGUAGUUCUUGCUAACUCCAGUACAUAAUGUUAUAGGAGUCUGGUUAUCACGUUAAACUAUGCCCAAAACAUCUCCGUGUGUCUUAGGAAAGGACCAACCUCCCGAGUCCGUAUGAGUCAGCUGCUUCGAGUGUUGGAGACUGUGGAAGUACGCGUAUCAGCACAAACAAAAUCCGGCACCCUGACCUUUAAAUAGUCUAGAAAAGGCUUGUGUUGCACUUAAACACGAUGCAAAAGUACCCCCACCCUGAACCUUACGAUGAAUGUAUCAGUUUCUGCUUAUCACGAGUUUUUCAGGACUGGCUUCUGCCCGUGCCCGGUCCAAAGGCCGAGCAGCAUUGCCGUAGAGCAUUUAUGGCAAAAAUCAGCUCCACGUGAAUCUCUGGUCUGUGUGUGAGGAGGGAGAGAGGUUUUAAAGUUGGCAUCUCCUGGUUAUUGAGUUGGAAACAAUAGUCUGUUUAUGGGUAAAGUCUCGAUGACCCGUCAGACCUCAGUCACGUGCCGGUGAAGGGCGGAAGAUCUGUCGUUCAUUCCGUAGUUUUGUGCUGACCAGAUCACCUGAGCAUCCCAGGACAGCGGAGUGCUCAGCCUUCUGAAUUAAUGGCAGUGAAU